Phycomyces blakesleeanus NRRL 1555(-) is the source of this 336-nucleotide messenger RNA. RefSeq lists its product as hypothetical. Gene Ontology annotation, cellular component: ubiquitin ligase complex. NCBI's taxonomy places the organism in Eukaryota, Fungi, Mucoromycota, Mucoromycetes, Mucorales, Phycomycetaceae. The record is from RefSeq and is a predicted model, not a curated record. The transcript is spliced from 5 exons. Bases 1 to 336 code for a protein of 111 amino acids.
AUGGGCCUAAAAUACAGAGAAUACCUAGAAGGCAGAAGAAUCUAUGGUUGCUCAAAGUGUCGCUCUCACUUAACCACAGGAGAUAGAAUCCUUUCAAAAGGUUUUCGCGGGAAUAAUGGGGAAGCUUACCUAAUCCAUAAUGUUGUAAAUGUCAGCGAAACCGGCGAAGAGCAUGAAAGCAUAAUGACAACUGGAAGGCAUAAAAUCAUUCAUAUUUCCUGUGUUCGAUGCGGAUCCCAACUUGGAUGGAAAUACACUGAAGCUCACGAUGAGGAACAAAAGUACAAGGAAGGCAAAUAUAUUCUGGAAAGGAACCUUAUCCGGAUAGUCAAAUAA